UUCCAAUUUCUUGUUAGUUCUACCUACUACUCCCACCCUAAACCAAAACCAGAAAAAAAUAAACUCUCUUUCCUUCACUCUUAGAAAUCCUCAGUUUUCUUGAACAUAAAACUAUGUUAGUUGUACUAUAAUCUUUCUGGAAAACAAACCCUUCCACAAAAAUAUUAUUUCUUGGAAAAAUCUUAACUUGUAUACAUACAUACAUACACCCAUAAUACUACUCUACAGCCAUGGGGGAAGAAAAUGCUUUAAUUGAUCAGAAAGAGAAAGAGAAUGAGAAAGUGAAAGUGAAGGUAAAAUCCGUAGCCUUUGCUCUAUGCUCAGAUGAUAAGGAGACUCACAGAACCCCUACUUCUGCACAAAAGGCUUCAGAUGAUGGGGUGUUGAAAAGUACAGAGAGGCUCAAGGACAGAGAUGUUGCUUUGGCACAGCUUGAGUUAGAGAAGAGAUUGGCUUUGAUCAAAGCAUGGGAAGAGAAUGAGAAAGCUAAAGCUGAUAACAAGGCACACAAAAAGUUGUCUGCUAUUGCAGCAUGGGAGAACACUAAGAAGGCUUCUGUGGAGGCUCAACUGAAGCAAAUUGAGGAGACAUUUGAGAAGAAGAAGGCUGAAUAUGGAGAAAAAAUGAAGAACAAAGCAGCAGAGGUUCACAGGGAAGCAGAAGAGAAGAGGGCAGAAGUUGAAGUGAAGAGAGGAGAACAAAUGCUGAAGCUAGAAGAGUCUGCUGCAAAAUUCCGUUCAACUGGAUAUGUUCCAACCAGGUUUUUGGGAUGCUUCGGCUGUGGUCUUACAACAGAACUUGUAUAGUAUGACACAACGUUAACUUGUGGUGCACACAACAGCAAAUUAACGUUAGUUGUUUGCUACAUUUGAUUUGCAUUGUUUAAUUUGGUCGGUCAUGUAAUCUCAGAUUUAUAUAAUGUAUAUGUAUAUAUAUAUAUAUAUAUAGUUUGAAAUGAGUUAUGAGUGUGUAAGUAAAUUACAAUUUAUCUGUUGCGUAUGUCUUAUGUAUUAUUAGAAGAUGACAUAUAUUUGUAGUGUAUAAAUAUUAAAAUG
This is a messenger RNA of Ipomoea nil (Japanese morning glory), 1055 nucleotides long. RefSeq names its product remorin-like. The record is from RefSeq and is a predicted model, not a curated record. The coding region runs from base 231 to 806 and encodes 191 amino acids. The transcript is spliced from 5 exons. NCBI's taxonomy places the organism in Eukaryota, Viridiplantae, Streptophyta, Magnoliopsida, Solanales, Convolvulaceae.